Chiroxiphia lanceolata (lance-tailed manakin) is the source of this 3540-nucleotide messenger RNA. RefSeq names its product nuclear factor kappa B subunit 1 (gene NFKB1). Gene Ontology annotation, biological process: cellular response to stress; regulation of transcription by RNA polymerase II; non-canonical NF-kappaB signal transduction. NCBI's taxonomy places the organism in Eukaryota, Metazoa, Chordata, Aves, Passeriformes, Pipridae. Gene Ontology annotation, molecular function: DNA-binding transcription factor activity, RNA polymerase II-specific; RNA polymerase II cis-regulatory region sequence-specific DNA binding; protein binding. Gene Ontology annotation, cellular component: cytoplasm. The record is from RefSeq and is a predicted model, not a curated record.
CGGGGCGCGGGAGGCGGCAGGCCGCUUACAUGGCGCGGCGCUGAGGGACCCGCCGGCGGCACACCGCCACCACGACCUGGAGGACGAGGCGCCGCCAGCCCUGCCCUGCCCCGGACUUAAAAUGGCAGCAGAAGAUUCCUAAUUAUGGGAGUAUCUGAUCCCCAAAUGUUUGAAAUGGAUCAAGUUCUGGGAAUGAAGCAUUAUUUAAUAGUACAAAUUACAUCCACUUCAGGACUUACCAAUGCGAACAGCAGAUGGACCAUAUCUUCAAAUCAUAGAACAGCCAAAACAGAGGGGGUUUCGUUUUCGAUAUGUGUGUGAAGGACCUUCACAUGGUGGACUUCCUGGUGCUUCUAGUGAAAAGAACAAAAAAUCUUACCCUCAGGUCAAAAUCUGCAAUUAUGUUGGACCUGCAAAAGUAAUUGUCCAGUUAGUAACUAAUGGGAAAUACGUCCACUUACAUGCUCACAGCUUGGUGGGUAAAUUUUGUGAAGAUGGAGUGUGCACAGUUAAUGCAGGACCUAAAGAUAUGGUUGUAGGGUUUGCAAAUCUUGGAAUACUUCAUGUCACAAAGAAGAAAGUGUUUGAAACUCUGGAAACACGCAUGAUAGAUGCUUGCAAGAAGGGAUACAACCCGGGACUCCUGGUGCAUCCUGAACUUGGCUAUCUGCAGGCAGAAGGAUGUGGAGACAGACAGCUAACUGAACGAGAGAGAGAAAUUAUCCGCCAGGCAGCGAUACAGCAGACGAAAGAAAUGGAUCUCAGCGUCGUGCGUCUCAUGUUUACAGCCUUUCUUCCCGACAGUAAUGGCAGUUUCACACGGAAACUCGAUCCCGUUAUAUCAGAUGCAAUAUAUGACAGCAAAGCUCCCAAUGCCUCCAUUAAAAUUGUAAGAAUGGACAGAACAGCAGGGUGUGUGACAGGAGGGGAAGAGAUUUACCUUCUCUGUGACAAGGUUCAGAAAGAUGAUAUUCAAAUACGUUUCUGAGAGGAUGAGAAUGGUGGUAUGUGGGAAGGCUUUGGAGAUUUUUCUCCUACAGAUGUACACAGACAGUUUGCUAUUGUGUUCAAAACCCCCAAGUAUCGCGAUGUCAAUAUCACAAAGCCGGCGUCUGUGUUUGUACAACUGCGGAGGAAAUCGGAUCUGGAAACAAGCGAACCAAAGCCUUUCCUCUACUACCCGGAAAUUAAAGAUAAAGAAGAAGUGCAAAGGAAACGACAGAAGCUCAUGCCUAACUUCUCUGAUGGCUAUGGUGGAGGCAGUGGCACCGGAGGUGGUGGCAUGUAUGGAGGGGGAGGUGGCGGUGCUGGCUCUGGGUUCAGUUAUCCUUCAUAUGGAUACUCUGCUUUUGGAGGGAUGCACUUCCACCCUGGCACAACAAAGUCCAAUGCUGGAAUGAAACAUGAAGGACUAUCAAAUAGCACAGCUGAACAAACCAGGAAGAGCUCUGAUAAACAAAGUGACAAAUGGGACACAAAACAUGAUGUGAAGGUGGAAACUGUGGAGAGGACUGUGUGCAGAAUGUCUGCUGAUAAUGAGGAGAAGGAGGAUGCUGCUUCUUCCUGUAAAACUGAAGUAACCGAAGCAGAUUUCAGGUGGCAGGAUUCUCUGUUCCUGGAGAAGGCCAUGCAGCUUGCCAAGCGUCACUGCAAUGCUCUCUUUGAUUAUGCUGUGACUGGAGAUGUGAAGAUGCUGUUGUCUGCUCAGCGCCAUCUCACUGCUGUCCAGGAUGAUAAUGGAGACAAUGUCCUUCAUUUAGCAAUUAUCCACCUUCAUAGUGAGCUGGUGAAAACUCUUGGAAGUGAUGCCAGAUUGAAUUACAAUGACAUCAUUAACAUGCGAAAUGACCUCUAUCAGACCCCCUUGCACCUGGCAGUAAUCACAAAGCAGGCAGAGGUGGUAGAAGACUUGCUGAGGGCUGGAGCAGAUGUCAGCCUCCUGGAUCGCCAUGGUAAUUCUGUCUUACAUUUAGCUGCUACCGAAGGAGACGACAAGAUCUUGAGUCUGCUCCUCAAGCAUGAGAAGAUCUCUCCGAUGGUCAACCUUUCCAAUGGUGAAGGUCUCAGUGCAAUUCACAUGGUAGUGAUGGCAAACAGUAUGUCCUGCCUCAAACAGCUGAUUGCUGCUGGAGUUAAUGUCAAUUCUCAGGAACAAAAAUCUGGACGAACUGCAUUGCAUUUGGCUGUUGAACAAGAGAACAUCCCUUUGGCAGGCUGCCUUUUGCUUGAGGGUGAUGCAGAUGUGGACAGCACUACAUAUGAUGGGACGACUCCACUUCACAUAGCAGCUGGAAGGGGCUCUACAAAACUGACAGCAGUUCUCAAAGCAGCAGGUGCAAAUCCUCACAUUGAGAACUUUGAGCCAUUGUUUGAUCUAGAUGAUGUGAAAGAUGCUGAAGAUGAUGAUGAAGGGAUUGUGCCUGGAACAACACCGCUGGAUAUGGCAGCCAACUGUGAGGUGUACGACAUAUUAAAUGGGAAACCCUACCAGUCAACAGAGGUUUCAGAGGAGUUGCUGACACGAGGAAACUUGAGAGAGCUGAAUGAAAGUUCCAAGAUGCAGCUUUAACUAUUGGAAGUGCCUGAUCCUACCAAAAACUGGUCCACUCUAGCACAAAAACUGGGUCUUGGCAUACUUAAUAAUGCCUUCAGGUUGAGCCCUUCUCCAUCAAAAACUCUGCUAGAUAACUAUGAGGUCUCUGGUGGUACAGUUCAGGAGUUGAUCGCUGCUUUGAGACAGAUGAAUCACACAGAAGCCAUUGAAGUCAUUCAGGAAGCACUAUCCAUCUCACACACAGCAUACUCAAGCCACACAAGAAUAACAUAUUUCCUUUUUCUCUCUCCCUCAGGUGAGCUUUAUAACAGCAAAUUUCAAGACAACGAAAGCACGUGUGACAGCGGUGUGGAGACCUCGUUCCGCAAACUGAGUUUUACUUAUUCAGACUCUCUGAACAGCAAGUCAUCACUAACACUGAGCAAAAUGGCCCUGGGCUACGGACAUGAAAGUUCAGUCCAAAGCAAUUAUAUAGCCGAAUAGUAAUGUUCAAUUAGCAAUAUGCAGUUACAGGAACAAAUGCAACAUUAAAAAUUACAUCAGUGUCGUCCUGGUCAGAGGGAAGUGAAUUCACAACCAAAAGUGCACUGGAAGAAUCCCACCCGAACCAGAAGCAAUGGCAACUUCAGCAUGCAACUCCUAGGCACUGCUUCCUUCCUCAAGUACAUUUAAUUUUAUUAAUUUACAAGCCAUAUACAAUAACCAGGGCUCUACAGCCAUAUUAAUACACAGGAUUGGACGCUAUGAAAGACUGACUGAGCUUUUCUGGGUUGUGAGGAUUUUCUUUUACAGAUGAAAGUCACUCCUUAAAGCAUAAUAUGAACUCAAAAAAGAGGUAAGGCACACAGAACAAUCAAAGGAUACAGUUUCUAGCCGGUCUCUUCAUAAUUUUUGCAGCACAGUUGCACGAAAAAAGCUCCUAAUAUAGCUGGCAAAGAAAAAUCAUUAAUCGUAACAGUGACAAUUCAGAGAAAAAAAGAAAAUCC